Cuscuta campestris is the source of this 1016-nucleotide messenger RNA. NCBI's taxonomy places the organism in Eukaryota, Viridiplantae, Streptophyta, Magnoliopsida, Solanales, Convolvulaceae. The record is from the annotation of a GenBank genome assembly.
AUGCGAAUGGAGAAUUUCCUUCAAUCCAUUGACUAUGAUUUAUGGAUAGUCAUUACUCAUGGUCCGUUUGUUCCUAUGACAACUGUAGGUGAACAUCAAGUGCCUACGCCAAUGGACAAGCUCACAUCCGAUGACAAGAAAAAACUCUUAUUGAAUGCCAAAGCAUUAAACGUGUUACUUUGUGCCUUGGGUCAAGAUGAAUUUGCUAGGGUGAGCUCAUGCAAAUCCGCAAAGGAAGCAUGGAAGCUCCUAGAAGCCACCCACGAAGGAGAUAAAGACACCAAAGCUACCAAGAUAGCUUUAGGAACAUCCGAGUAUGAAAACUUCAAGAUGAAGGCCGGAGAAUCCGUUCAAGAUAUGAACAAACGAUUCAAUCUCAUUGUCAACAAUUUGAGACACAUCAAACCGGAGUGCCCAAAGCUCAAAAAGAAGGAAGAGCUUAAAAAGGGGAAGAAGAAGGCAUUGAAGGUCACUUGGGACGAUUUAAACUUAGAUGAAAGUGAUAGUGACCAAAGCCAAGAACAAAACGUGAAUGCUUGCUUCAUGGCUUCAAACGAUGAGGAAGAGGUGAAAAAUACCACUUGGGUUAUGGAUAGUGGAUGUUCAAGGCACAUGACCGGAACAAGAGGAUGGUUCACACACCUCAAGGAGAAAAGUCAUGGACAUGUGAACCUUGGAGACAAAUCCCGUAAGAAAUUCAUUGGCAAAGCCGUCAUGCGGGUGUCAUUGCGAGCCAGAGUUUCGUCCUCGUCCAUGUCCACGGCUGCCUCCACCACGAUCGUAGUUGCGCCCCUUCUGUCUGCGUCCACCACUGCCGCCGCUGUGCCCGCUGCCAGGCGCUCCACUACCACGCCCGAAGCCGCCACUGCCGGUGCCGGAAGGAGGGCCGCCGGGUCUGCCGGCCAGGAGGGCCGUCCCGGCGUCGUCCGCGAUGCUUUGCCGUUGCCGAUCUAGGAACAGGAGGGCGGAUCAGGAAACUACUAUCCAUGCCACUGUAAGAAAAACUCUGGUGGGAA